AUGCCUGGAGUCCAGGGACCAGCCCUGAGGCAAAGCCUGAAUGUCUCCUGGAGCCCCUACUCUGGGUAUGAUGAGGAGGCAUACUCGGCUGAGCCAUUGCCAGAACUCUGCUACAAGGCGGAUGUCCAGGCCUUCAGUCGGGCCUUCCAACCCAGUGUCUCCCUGGCAGUGGCUGCACUGGGUCUGGCCGGCAAUGGCCUGGUCCUGGCCACCCACCUGGCAGCCCGACGUGCUGUCCGUUCGCCCACUUCUGCCCACCUGCUCCAGCUGGCCCUGGCCGACCUUCUGCUGGCCCUAACCCUGCCGUUCGCCGCAGCGGGGGCUCUGCAGGGCUGGAGUCUGGGAAGUGCCACCUGCCGCGCCAUCUCGGGCCUCUACUCGGCCUCCUUCCACGCUGGCUUCCUCUUCCUGGCCUGUAUCAGCGCCGACCGCUAUGUGGCCAUCGCGCGGGCCCUCCCCGCUGGACCGAGGCCCUCUGCGCCAGGCCGCGCACACGUGGUCUCAGCCAUCGUAUGGCUGCUGUCGCUGCUUCUCGCGCUGCCUGCUCUCCUUUUCAGCCAGGAUGGGCAGCGGGAAGGCCAGCGGCGCUGCCGUCUCAUCUUUCCCGAGGGCCUCGCGCAGACGGUGAAGGGGGCAAGCGCCGUGGCGCAGGUGGUCCUGGGCUUCGCGCUGCCGCUGGGCGUCAUGGCCGCCUGCUAUGCGCUCCUGGGCCGCACGCUGCUGGCCGCCAGGGGGCCCGAGCGCCGGCGUGCGCUGCGCGUCGUGGUGGCCCUGGUGGCGGCCUUCGUGGUCCUGCAGCUGCCCUACAGUCUCGCCCUGCUACUGGAUACGGCCGACCUACUGGCUGCCCGCGAGCGGAGCUGCCCUGCCAGCAAGCGCAAGGAUCUGGCACUGCUCGUGACCGGAGGGUUGGCCCUGGCCCGCUGCGGCCUCAACCCCGUACUCUACGCCUUUUUGGGCCUGCGAUUCCGCCAGGACCUGCGGAGGCUGCUGCGGGGUGGGAGCUGCAGCCCAGGGCCUCGCCCCCGGGGCCGCUGCCCCCGCCGGCCCCGCCUCUCUUCCUGUUCGGCUCCCACUGAGACCCACAGUGUCUCCUCCUGGGACUACUAGGGCUGCGAAUCAAGGGGAGAGGGCGGGCUGAGGAAAUGAUUCCAGGGAGGGUAGUGGGAAAGGGGAGUAGGUGGGGAGACCCUGAGAAGGAGGUAGGGACCUAAAGGAAUUGCUUCUGUACUUUGCCACAUUAAAUUGAUAACAUGGAAAUGAGAUACAACCCAACAACUGUUACUAUUUUUGAGUCACCGACUUGGAAGUGAUUUGUAGCAGGGCAGAACCGGUGGGUUCCCCCUCCCCCUCAGUGCGCUUGGCUCUGAGUGGAAGGCGCUGAGAAUCUGGGUGGGGGUGCAGGGCUGCUGAGCCUGCUGAAGCUCUAGGCACUGACACUCCCUCCACCUUCACCAGGUCUCUGUGAACAAGAGAGCCUCCGGCGGCUGAGACCAAGAGCCACCUCCACUAGGGGCCAGGAUCCAGGGAAGGCCCAGAGAUGGCGCCGAUCUUCCGAAGGUCCCACAAGACAGUCGCUGGGGGCCAACCUGGAACCCUCCACCGGAGACCGCGGGAAUCGCCGCUGAGUCAGCAACGCACGCGCGCGCCCGCGGUCGCCCUGGCCCCGCCCCGUUCGCGGCCCCGCCCCGCCCCGGCCGUUUAGCGCCUGGCUUAACCCCUUCCGACAUAGAACUCCAGGCUAUUCACCCCAAGAGGCCUCCACUUUUCGAAGACCACAGAAUUCCCUUGAAUCUUAAGUCACUCUCCCCACUGGAGUUCAGUGAGUUGUGCGCUCUAAAUUAGAUUUCAUUUCCGACCUAGGUCUUCACUUUCCCGAGUCUCUUAAUUCCCGAGUCACCUUAAUUUUUAAAGCGACUCACAUCAAGGAAUUGGACUACUCUAUCCAGGGGCGGAGAGCUAGCUGCGUCUAGAGCUGAGCCUGGCGCAGGUAGCUAAGU
Panthera uncia (snow leopard) is the source of this 2000-nucleotide messenger RNA. It is a transcript of the gene CCR10, whose product is annotated as C-C motif chemokine receptor 10. Lineage: Eukaryota; Metazoa; Chordata; Mammalia; Carnivora; Felidae. The record is from RefSeq and is a predicted model, not a curated record. Gene Ontology annotation, biological process: G protein-coupled receptor signaling pathway; immune response; chemotaxis. Bases 1 to 1110 code for a protein of 369 amino acids. The transcript has 3 exons. Gene Ontology annotation, cellular component: membrane. Gene Ontology annotation, molecular function: C-C chemokine receptor activity.